CGUGCCGGUGUGAAGAAUAGAAAAUUCCGAGAAAAAAAGGAAAUAAGCGCUCCUCGGACGGUGAAAUAACAGUUUGUGCUAAAGCAUCAAAACGCGCCAAUCUAUUAAAAGUUGGCAAAGAAGCGUUCUUUCGCUGCUAGGAAUUUUUCGUUAUUGCUUUUGCAUUGUUUUUUGUUUUUUUGAAAAUUUCUCACUUACUCGUUUUCAACGCACCCCGCUAUUUAAUAUUGAGAUGGACAAUGUGCAACAAAUACAACAAACACAACGCCAGUCGGUGCUGCAACAACAGCGGAAACAGCAGCAACACCGCCACCACCACCCCCAUCAGCUGCACAUGGGUGUUUAAUCUCUUGGCGGUGGCCUUAUUAAUCCAACAUGUCGCCUGUGUCACACAAGCCAGCGAGCAUGUUUCCGUUGCGGCAACAGCAACAACAAAGCCGACCACCAACACCGUCAUUCCAUUCUCGCUCACACCACCCACAGUGUUGCUAGUGAAGCGUCAUGUUGACGUUGGUGGCGGCGACAACAAAAAGGUUCAGGCGACACAUGCAGAUGGUGGACUCGCGAGUCGCGCUACGAGUCGCCACCUUAGCACAAUCGACGCCGUCGGCAGCGAAAGCAGCAAAGCAGCUGGCGAUGGACUGAAUUUCGCCGCCUAUGUAAACGAUUUCAAUAUGCAAGCAGAGGCUGCUAUACCCGAGGAUAUUUUGGACCAACAACACAUAGACGAUGCCGAUGCCAUUGAUGCGGCGGACAGUAUGCAAUAUGUUGGUGAAGGCGAUAUGGAUGGUUAUUCGGCAGUUGAACCAGAAGCAGAUAUUAUCCUAGCAGCGCAAAAGUUCGGCACUUCAGAAAGUAGUCGAGAAGAAGACGAAGAAGAAUAUCUCGGCCAAAAUAACGGUGAUGGCUACAACAAAGGCAAAACCAAUAAAAACAAAAACGAACAUUUAAGAAAAACUGUAAGAAAGCGAAAUAACAAAUUGAAAAGCGAUGCAAACAAUGGGGACAGCAACAAAAACAACAGAAAAUAUGAUGACAACAGUGACAACACAGCUGUAAACAUCGAUCAAAUGGAUGAAGCCGAUGGAUCGGACCUUACAGAUGAGGAGCCAUUGGCGUUGCCCAGUACGCGUGUGGAGAAAAGUUUGAAUUUGACGAGAAAUCCAAAAGCACAAAAAAAUCCCAAAUUAAUAGCAGCAGACGAAGGAAGUGAGGAAGAAACGACCUGGGAUGUGACUGGUCAACAUCUGCAAUUUAUUGAAAAUUUAGUUGCAGAAAAAUUUAAUAAAGCGUCUGGGCAAACAACACCCACCACCAAUGACAAAGCGAAAGAAAACAAAUACACUUACAGUAACAACAACAUAAAAUAUGGCGGUGAUGACGACGACAAUGGCAAUGAUGAUAAUAAUGAUGGUGAUGAUGCUGACAAGCAGCGCGAAAGCGACAAAAGCCACGCUAAAUAUAAAGGCAACAUUAUGAGCGAACAAGUAAACAAUAAAUCACAAAUGGAGUACAGCGACGGUAAUCAACCGGCGGAAACAGCGAUCGGUGAUAUAGAGGACAAAUUUCGUAAUGAAGAUGAAGAUGCAUUGCAGGCAGAACAACAGCCGCAACGACAACAGCGAUGGCAACAGCAGCAACAUAAAAAUGUGGUAGCGCACGGAGAGAGCCGAGGCGAAAGUGAAAAGUUGCCACUCUCAUUGAUGGCUGAAAAUGAUGGCGAAGAUGCGCAGCAAAAGGGUAAAUUCGUUGGAAGGAAAAUGAAGCGGCAUGAACGAGCGCAAAGUGCCAGCCAAAGCAAUGUUGAUGAUAACACCGACGACGACGAGGACGAGGACGACGACGACGACGAUGGCAGCAAGAAUAGCAAAAAUCAACAUAGUGAUAACACCAACAACAACAACAACAGGCACCCACAUAAGCGCCAUCCGCAAAAGGAAAGUGAAGUUGUUGCAAACACGUACGCACAAAUGGCAGCAAUUGCAAAGAAUGUUGCAAAGCCAAAAAAUCAACAACAACAGCUACAACAAAAAUAUCAACAAGAAAAUCUUUCUCAGCACAUUGAUGAAGUUGCUGACAGCAAUGGCAGUAGCGGCAGUAGCAACAACAGUGGUGAAGAGGGUUCACAAGCCGAUUACUCAAUAACCUAUUUUGGCAUCUUGGCAAACAGCUCGAAGAAGGAGCGCGAAAAGGCGUUAGUAGUACAAGAACAAGAGGAAGAGCAAGCAGAACUGAGUGAGCUGCUGCCACUGAACACCUCUGAAAAUUCGGCCAAAACAACAGACAGUUUUUCGAAAAUUGCUGACAGCGAUGAUGCGGCUAGAAGCCGUGAACCAGUGCAUGCAACAAGAAAUCAACAGCAACAAAAACAACAGCAGCUGCAACAAAAGCUAGCGGGUAAGUGUUGACUUUAGAAGGCUUUGGCAAAGCAAAUAUGUAUUUAUAUGCGUAUAUUUUUAAAUGUGUGUACUUAGCUUGACUCUGAGGCAGUGCACGGACCUUACCA
This is a messenger RNA of Rhagoletis zephyria (snowberry fruit fly), 2506 nucleotides long. RefSeq lists its product as uncharacterized. The record is from RefSeq and is a predicted model, not a curated record. Lineage: Eukaryota; Metazoa; Arthropoda; Insecta; Diptera; Tephritidae.